CGAGCUAUCAAUGUGCUAAUAUUGGUUUAGCGACUGCAUGGUAAUCAGAUUUUUCUGGCCAAAUUUACCUGUCCGAUCGAGGAUACCUGCCAAAAUCUUGAAAUUUAAUCAAGGAGAGUAACUUGGAUGCAAAACUUGGACUUCAAAAUGGCUUACGUUUGUUUCGUUACUGUAAUCGUUGCUCUGUUAGGGGUCUGUUUACCAAUGGUUUCAUCUUUGGAUUGCUAUUCUUGUUUCUCUUACGAAUCGGACGAGGAAUGCGAGAGUCAGUACAGUCUGAAGAAGAUAACCUGUCAUGRACAAUACGACACGUGUCUGAAGUACGAGAUGAAGAUUCGAAUCCUGGAAUCCAUCAAUGGCAAAGCUAAGUACGUUGUUAACCCGGGGUUCGCAAGGUAUUGUGGGCAUAAAGAGGACUGCCGUUCAACACCUCAGGUUUGUCGCCAUACAUUCCGACAUGACGGAGAAGUCCAAGAAUGUAAAAUCACGUGUUGUGAUGAUGACAUUGACAACAGUAAAUGCCAUGAAACACCGCACUACCCUGGCAUCGAGGGCUCAAACAGCAUCCUGACAUCAAACAACACCGUUGGCAAAGGAGCCCGGGGUGGUCGUGGUACUCGCCUAUCAGCWUCUAUAUGGUUCCUUUUCAUGACUGGGGCACUUAUCUGGAUGUCUGUGUGAGGACUUAAGGGACCCAGAAGYGCAAGUAAUGUUAUGAAAUUGAAUUAGUUAUUAGGAAUCCUACUUAGUUACUAGGCCCUUCUAAGGAGCGGGACGACCUGCGAGAUACCCGUUACAAAAUCGUAAGUUAAAUAAUGUUCUAUAACGUUCAAAGUAUUAUAAAUGCCAGCCAAAUUAAUUUCACAUUUUUAGGACUCAGUAUCGUUGGGCUUAUUCUUAAGAGGUGUCGUUUGAUUGUGAAAAAUUACGUGAGAGAAAACUAUGCUGCGUAGUCAUGGAGAUGGCCAUCCCAGCAAUGACGUCAUCAGCGCUAACUAAUUAUAAUACUGCUCAGCCUCUGAUCUUGUGAAGACACAUCGUCAUAUUGUUGCCCAUGACAAUAGUUACAAAUAGUAUAGCUCAACAUAAGAAAUCUUCAUGGUAACAUACAUAACGUUGUAUCAAACAGUAAUCAUGGCUACACUUGACAUGUAGUCAUGGCUACGCAUGACACGUAGUCAUGGCUACACAGGGCACGUAGUCAUGGCUGCACAUGACACAUAGUUAUGGUUGUGCACACAUACCGCGUCUGACUGGAAMUCUUUUCACAGUCGUACGACUAUCAGCUCUGCUAUAAACCAAAUUCAAAACCUGACCGAUGUGAGGCUUUAAGUUGUGAACAAAGGAAUCUGGCGUGAUUCGUGACUUUUAAAUCACGCCAGAUUACUUUGAGUCACGCCAGAUCCCUUUGUUCACAACUUAAGCCUCACAUCGGUGCGAGUYUUGAAUUUGGUCUAUACCACGGGCGUAGACAGAUUGUCUUUGGGUGCCUCUCUUUUAAUUGAUCCAUAUGCUUUUGAAGAAGGGAGAGGGUAGUCUCGAGAAAGGAAUGUUUUUUGGGGGGGAGAAUAUUACGGUUUUCUCCCUUCACCCACCGUACAUUUUGUCUACGUCCGGAAUAAAUGCAUGUCAUUCAAAAGGAAGUAGAUUAUUUUUUGAAAUGUCAUAUUUAAUUUAAUAAUUUUGGAUUCGAGCCAGAAAUCCGUUAGUUUUCAUGUCGUACUUUUGAUUUCUAUAUUUUUGCUAAGUGCUUGUUUAUACCAUUGUAUUCAUUGCCCAUUGUAUUCAUAUUGAUAAUUGAUAAUAAUAUCUACCUUAUUCUUACCAACUUUCGCGAUAAAAAAAAACAGCGAAAUUUAACGCGCGCGAAAAAAAAGAUUUCGCGAAAAUAAUUCCGCUGAUUAUUGCACGUUUUAUACUCAAAUUUUUUCUUGCAAUCUCGAAAAUUAAUACUUGCGAGAUUCGGCUCCCAAAUUUUCUCGAAAUUAAGUACACGCAAAAAUUAGCAAGAAUAAGGUAAUUUGUCAUAGCUAAACGAUCGCUUGAUUUUUCAAAGUCAUUACGAUGAAUUGCCAGGAUUAAAAUGCAGUGC
Messenger RNA from Actinia tenebrosa (Australian red waratah sea anemone), 2092 nucleotides. RefSeq lists its product as uncharacterized. The record is from RefSeq and is a predicted model, not a curated record. NCBI's taxonomy places the organism in Eukaryota, Metazoa, Cnidaria, Anthozoa, Actiniaria, Actiniidae.